AGUUGUGCUGAGGUUCACCGAUAAAGGAAUUAUUUUGGACUCAAGAGCUUAGGCUCAAGAAAAGGUUUUGUGAAGCCAACAUUUCUGGGCCAAUCUUUGGACAACAAAACUCGAUGUAAUUCAUCUCAGUAUCAGGGGAAGCCAGCUGUGUACUGACUACGUUUGUAUCUGAGUGCUUCUCUUUGUGUAAAAGUGACAGUAUUUGUGAAGGUUAACUGUGGAAGCUCUCCAGAAUUUGAUGGACUACAGACAGCUACCAUCUCAAUCACAAGACUGAACAAUGACUGAAGUUUCAACUCUUCUCUUUCUGUAUUACCUACCUGAGCACUUUUAAAAUUAAUAUUAAUUGAUCUGUGGUUCAUUUUAAGAAAUCAUGACAGCCGACACCAAAUGUAAGGACCAUAUAGAUCAUAAGGACGUGCUGGACUUUGAGGCGACCUACUCGGUCAAAAUCGGUCUGACAAUAUUGUACAGCCUUAUUCUUGUAGCUGGAAUAAUUGGAAAUAGUUUAACUAUAAAAGUUGUCUGUAUUCUUCAAAAUAAAGGGUACCUUCUGAAGAGCGUAACGGAUCAUAUGAUCAGCCUUUCCUGUUCAGAUCUACUGGUUCUUAUACUGGGAAUGCCUGUGGAACUGUACAGUGUGAUAUGGGACCCAUUCUCCUCAUCUGGAAAUAUACACUGCAAAGUCUAUAACUUCCUCUUUGAAGCCUGCAGCUAUGCCACAAUCCUGCAUGUGGCUACCCUGAGCUUUGAACGUUACAUUGCGAUCUGCCACCCGUUCAAAUACAAGUCCUUCUCUGGCUCUAGAACAGUGAAGCUUAUGUGUUUCGUCUGGUUGACUUCGUUUUGUACAGCUUUGCCCCUCCUUUUUGCAAUGGGGGCAGAAGAUCCAAUGGAGCCGUUUAAACGGUACAGCCAUACUUUUCCUUCCUGCAACCGGGGGGCAUCAAACAAGACCAUUUGCACCAACCUCACCUCCAAAUAUACUGUGUUCCAGCUGAGUGUGUACAGCGCUUUCAUCAUGUACAUCCUGAUUCUGGCCUCAGUUACUUUUAUGUGCAAAAUGAUGUCGAAGACCAUGAUUAGAAUGUCGUCUGGAACCGUGAGUAGUAAAGCAAACCAGGGCAAGCAUGAAAUCCUUCCCAAACACGAGAGUGCAGAGAAGAAAUCAGCAAGGAAACAAACCAUUGUAUUUUUAGUGCUGAUUGUGAUAACCUUGGCUGUUUGCUGGAUGCCGCUCCAAAUCCGCCGUAUAAUGGCAGCAUCAAAACCAAAGGACAAGUGGACAAAGUCAUAUUUCAGAGCUUACAUAAUCCUCAUGCCCAUCUCAGAUACAUUCUUUUAUCUUAGCUCAGUCAUCAAUCCAUUGCUGUACAAUCUGUCCUCUAAGCAGUUCAGGUCAGUUUUCAUGCAGGUAUUGCGCUGUAAGGUGUCUCUAGAGCAUGUCAACAUGAGGACCCUGAGGAAGCAUACUGAUAGCUCUCAGAGCAGUACUGCUCGCUCUACACGCCAACUGCUUCACGCUUCACGUAAAUACACCCGGCCACCCAAGAGGCUCACAAGUCUCACCAAAAGAGACACAGAUUCCGAUCAAUGUCAGAAGGUCAGUCCAACUGAACCAGACUCUGAGCUGACACAAUUAAAUCCAGUAUCCAUGAACUGCUCAUGGAAAAUUGACUCAGACCUGACAUUACAACACAUCGCCAUUGAACCAAAUCGACUGCAACCGAACGCAAAUGGACUUAGUGAAACCGCGAUAUGAAACUUUGGUUAAAAAAAAUUAUCCAACAAAAACAUAGAGAAUGUUUUUAAAGUGUUAUCAGUGAUAUAACAUUGAUAUAAAGGUUUUAAUAAAACAAUGGUGCACUCU
Callorhinchus milii (elephant shark) is the source of this 1870-nucleotide messenger RNA. It is a transcript of the gene gpr39, whose product is annotated as G protein-coupled receptor 39. Gene Ontology annotation, biological process: G protein-coupled receptor signaling pathway. Gene Ontology annotation, cellular component: membrane. Gene Ontology annotation, molecular function: G protein-coupled receptor activity. The record is from RefSeq and is marked provisional. NCBI's taxonomy places the organism in Eukaryota, Metazoa, Chordata, Chondrichthyes, Chimaeriformes, Callorhinchidae.